AUGCGAAUUCCAAAACGUCCUGUAUCGGACGUUAUAACUGAAAUGCUUGAUGAUACACCACGUCGUAAAUUAGUAAAAACUAAGCAACAAAAGAAGAAUAAUAUAUCACUUCCUUUAUUAGAUAAAGAUAUUCUUCCUCCAAUAAAUAAUGAAGAAAAUGAUCAAGAAUAUUUACCAUUAACUCAACAAAUACCUAAAAUGUCAACAUUUGAUGAUGAUUUAGCUGAAAAAGUUGAACAAUGUUUUCGUAAUGAACAACAAACUGACAUUGAUAUGAUGGAAAUUAAUGAAUCAAAUAAAAAAAUCUUCUACAUGUCGUCGUUCUCAUUUUCAUUUUUCAUUUUCAAAUAA
Molecule: messenger RNA, 351 nt
Organism: Rotaria sp. Silwood1
Lineage: Eukaryota; Metazoa; Rotifera; Eurotatoria; Philodinida; Philodinidae
Source: the annotation of a GenBank genome assembly